This is a messenger RNA of Cicer arietinum (chickpea), 2279 nucleotides long. Its product is annotated as allene oxide synthase 1, chloroplastic. Lineage: Eukaryota; Viridiplantae; Streptophyta; Magnoliopsida; Fabales; Fabaceae. The record is from RefSeq and is a predicted model, not a curated record. Gene Ontology annotation, cellular component: chloroplast thylakoid membrane; chloroplast envelope. Gene Ontology annotation, biological process: jasmonic acid biosynthetic process; sterol metabolic process. Gene Ontology annotation, molecular function: monooxygenase activity; iron ion binding; heme binding.
UUGUCAAAAAUAAAAGGACACACAUGCGGGUUAGAGUGUGCAAACCAAAAGGAACAACGCCGGAAGUAGUACAAUUAUUAAAUCACAAAUUUGAAACACCUUUUUUCAUUCUCUCUCUGUCUAUCUGUCAAGUCAAAAAAAGAACUCCAAAGUUCCACUCGUGAUCGGUCAUACUUUCAUACAUAAUUCAAUAUUCUAUAAAUAGAUCAUAACACUCACCAACUACCCACCACCACCGCCAACCAACCAUGUCAUCUUCUACUCUUUGCACCCCCUCUUCAUACUUCCAACUACAAAUCAAACACUCCUCUACCACCACCACCACCACUUCCUCCUCCUUCCUCCCCCCCAUCAGAUCCUCCGUUUCCCAAAAACCACCCUUCCACCCUCCUUCACUCUCCCCACAAUCCACCAAACUUCCGAUCCGUAAAAUCCCCGGCGAUUACGGUAUCCCCUUCAUCGGUCCUUACAAAGACCGUCUCGAUUAUUUCUACAACCAAGGCCGCGACGAUUACUUCAAAUCACGAAUCCAAAAAUACCAAUCCACAAUCUUCCGUACAAACGUGCCACCUGGACCUUUAAUCGCUCAAAACCCAAACGUCGUCGUUUUGCUAGACGCUAAAAGCUUCCCAAUCCUCUUCGACGUUACUAAAAUCGACAAAACCGAUGUCUUCACCGGAACUUACACUCCGUCAACAGAACUCACCGGCGGUUACAGAGUCCUCUCCUAUCUCGAUCCCUCCGAACCCAAACAUGAACAGCUCAAAAAUCUUAUGUUUUUUCAACUUAAAUCUCGGAGCCGCCACGUCAUCCCUGAGUUUCGUUCAUGUUACAAAGAACUUUUCAACGCGCUCGAGAAAGAGCUCGGUGAGAAAGGUAAAGCGAGUUUCGCUGAAGCGAAUGAUCAAGCCGCUUUUAAUUUCUUAACUCGUUCACUUUACGGUGUUAACCCAAUUGAAACUCAACUUGGGCUUGACGGCCCAAAAAUGAUUCAGAAAUGGGUUCUGUUUCAGUUAGGCCCAGUUUUAAAAUUGGGCCUACCUAAAUUUUUAGAAGAUACAAUGAUCCAUAAUUUUCGUCUCCCCCCGAGUCUCAUUAAGAAAGAGUAUCAAAGACUUUACGAUUUUUUUUACGAAUCUUCGGGAUUCGUGCUAGACGAAGCGGUUCGUUUGGGUGUUUCGCGAGAAGAGGCUUGUCACAAUCUAUUAUUCGCGACGUGCUUUAAUUCGUUUGGUGGGAUUAAGCUAUUUUUCCCAAACGUGAUGAAAUGGAUCGGACGCGGUGGUGUAAGUCUACAUAUGAAACUAGCGAAGGAGAUUAGGUCCGCCGUUAGAUCUGCCGGAGGGGAAAUUACCAUGGCGGCGAUGGAGAAUAUGCCGUUGAUGAAAUCGGUGGUUUACGAAGCUUUUAGAAUUGAUCCACCGGUUCCGUUGCAAUUUGGGAGAGUGAAAAAGGAUAUGGUGAUUGAGAAUCAUGAGAAUGGUUUUUUGGUGAAGAAAGGAGAAUUGUUGUUUGGAUAUCAACCUUUUGCGACUAAGGAUCCUAAGAUUUUCAAUAGAGCUGAGGAAUUUGUUGGGGAUAGGUUUGUUGGUGAAGAAGGUGAGAAGUUAUUGAAAUAUGUGGUUUGGUCUAAUGGACCUGAAACUGAAUCACCAAGUGCUGGUAAUAAGCAAUGUGCCGGUAAAGAUUUUGUUACUUUGGUUUCUAGGCUUUUGGUUGUUGAAUUGUUUAUGCGUUAUGAUUCCUUUGAGAUUCAAGUUGGUACUUCGCCUUUGGGUGCUUCUAUUACACUUACAUCUCUAAAGAGAUCUAGUUUUUAAUUUUUUUAACUUUUAUUUUUAUUUUUAUAUAAGUUAAGGCGAUGGUUAAAUUUGUGGGUUUUUAUUAUGGUAGUGUUGUCAUGUAAUGUAGUAUGUGUUGAUAUUUAUUUAUGUAUGUAGGUGUAGUUUUGGUUAAUUAGAGUGGUGUAGUAAUGGUUUGUAGUUGUUGGUGGGUCAUCAAUCAAGCACUAUAGUAUGGGAAUGGGACGAGGGUGGUGGCAUUGAUAAUGUUCUCCACUACCGAAGUGGAUGAGACUUGGAGCCAUUUUUUUUAGAUUGAAGACUUGGACCCAAUUUGUACUAUAUGGAGUUUGAGUUUGUAUCAUCUCCAUCCAAAUCUUCUUAAUCUGUGGCAAUAAAAUUAUCAUAAGAUAUUGAUGGGAUUUGUUGGUUUUUUUAGUAGAAAAUAUUUACAUUAUUUAUUAGGGUUACUUACAUGGAUGAAAAUUUGGAAGUUAA